Messenger RNA from Coregonus sp. 'balchen', 31921 nucleotides. NCBI's taxonomy places the organism in Eukaryota, Metazoa, Chordata, Actinopteri, Salmoniformes, Salmonidae. The record is from the annotation of a GenBank genome assembly.
AGGCUGCCGAGUCGGGGAUAGUCAAGAUCAAGACCAUCGCCGCGAGGAAUACAGACAUCUUGGCAAGUGAGUGAUUGAGGGAAGGGACACUCUUAUGACUUGUGUGUUUGUGAGAUGUUUUGGCUGAACCAAUAUCCAAUCACAUACAGAUCAGUGAUUAGACCUCAUUAAAACAAGCAAAGGAAAGGAGGAUGCAUUAUAACAGAGUAGUCCUAGAUGUGUUUGUUUUAGAACAGCUGUCUGAUUGAUGUAUUAACUGCAUGCCCAUGUAUCGUCUCCUCCUUAGCUUUGAAGGAGAACAGCUCGGAGGUGGUGCAGCCGUUCCUGAUGGGCUGUGGCACCAAGGAGCCCAAGAUCACCCAGCUGUGUCUGGCUGCUAUCCAGAGACUCAUGUCCCACGAGGUGGUGUCUGAGGUGAGGAACACAGGACCACUAAGGGUCAAAUCCUAGCUUCCCAAUUUUCACUUAGCCAUGCAUUGAUGUCAGUGGGAGACUAAGUGGAUGUUUUAGAUUCACCAUUAACUCUUUAUAAUCACUUUGAUUAAUAAUCCAUUACCAAUGCAUAUAAUGCAUGUACUGUGUUGAUUUAGAAGGCUGAUAUAAUUAUUUAGGAGGGAAAUGGUCCUAGCUUAUAUCAACCCUGCUGUGGGGCUAGUACAAAACAACCUGUACCAAAAGUCUACACAAUUGUUAGUCGUGGUGUAGAUCAAGGCCCUUUAAACGCUAUACCUCAACAUGGAACCCAGGCUAUUCUGACUGACCCUCCCCGACCGUGGCCAUGGCCUUGAUCUGCCUGGUGUUAGCAGGGACACCUUGACUGACCACUGACCAGCUAGCCAGCCAGGCCUAGUGUGUGAAUAACAACACCCUGGCUAACUGGCUCCCUGCCUGCCUGACUGUGUACACCCUGCCUAGCUGGUUGGCUGGUUGUGUUUACGUGCUAUCAGCAGACUUCCUGCUUGUAGCCUUUCAACAGAGGCUUUCUGCCACGCUCCAGCGCCUCCCCUCUAUCUCUGUCUGUCUGUGUGUCUGUAAGCCCAGGGCUUAACUACUGGGACAGGGAUGGGGAAUAGGAACGAAGCUACUACGAUAUUGAUUAAAUGUGAUGUUUUAUGUGAGAGUGUCGGUUUUGCCUUCUGAAGGACAGGUUUUUUUCUUCAAAUGACUCAACUUCCCCCAGUUUCACUGAUUUAUACAAGUUCUGGUGAGUUGUUCUGACCUCAGGAAGUGACACAAGGACAAUGGCGCAAUCCCAAUACCCCCCACUUUAGCCCUCCCCCUCAUUUUCGAGUGUCCUUCGGUGGGGGAGUGGCACUCAAACGGAGCAACUAGUGGUAGGGAGAGAUGAAUAACCCUAGGGAAUGGGACAUCACUCACAUACAUCAGAAGCUGCCAAAGGAUAGCCUACCACGCAAUUCAUUGACGUCGAGCCUUGUGUUUUUCACAAUGCCUGUACUGGCGGCAGUAAUAGCUUUCCUUAUAUUUCUCAUGCAACAAAUAUGUACAGUACUUACCAUAUGAGCAACAAAGGAUAACAGCAAAACAACAAUGUGCCCAUAAUGUACCCAUCCUCUGGCUGUGGGUCAAUGUGGAGUACUACUGAAGUCAGGACUUUCAUUCCAUAAUAGCAGUUUGACAUGUAACAGUCACAUUUUCUUAAUUUCUUCAAUUUUGGGGGGAUUAAUGAUUAACCUGUGGAAGCAUUGUUGAAAAAUUUAAACCACUGUUCUGAACUAAUAUUUAAUUAGAGGGGGGGAUUUCUAGCUGCACAACAUUUUAAACAACGAUCUCAUGGAACUAUAUUUAGUCCUUCAAAUACUUGUAUUAAUUUUAACACAGAAAUUGAUAAUAACCCUACAGUUUUCUUAAUCUGAGCCAAUCUAGCCCAUGCUGUUGAAUGCACUUUCUGGCCAUGGGCAUGGUUGUUUAUGCCGUGGUUACACUGUAUCACUGAUCAAACGCUCUUAUAAAAGGUCAGCGGUAAAGACACGAGAGGAAAUUAGUUUGGUACAGGGAUAGACUGAAUUUUGACAUGCAAAUCUGAUUGGAUACAGUGUUUUGAUUAUAAAAAUAUCAGCCUCAAUUUAACAUGUUGCUUUUUUAUUUUUAAGGGCUAAUCGGGGACAUUUCCGGCAACAGCUGUAGUCAGAGACAGGCCACCAAAAUCUGCCACCUAUUUUAUCCUCCCCUACACAAUAAGCAAGAAAAUAGUUAGUUAGUGCCUUCAGAAAAUAUUCACACCCCUUGACUUUUUCCAAAUGUUGUUGUUACAGCCUGAAUUUUAAAAUGGAUUAAAUUUAAAUGGUAUGUCACUGGCCUACACACAAUACCCCAUAAUAUCAAAGUGGAAUUAUGUUUGUAUAAUUGUAUUGUAAUUAAAAAUGAAAAUAUGAAAUGUCUUGAGUCAGUAAGUAUUCAACCCCAUUGUUAUGGCAAGCCUAAAUACAUUCAGGAGUAAAAAUAUGCUUAACAAGUCACAUAGUAAGUUGCCUGGACUCACUCAGUGUGCGAUAAUGGUGUAGAACAUGUUUUUUGAAUAACUACCUCAUCUCUGUACCCCACACAUACAAUUAUCUGUAUGGUCCCUCAGUCGAGCAGUGAAUUUCAAACACAGAUUCAACCACAUAGACCAGGGAGGUUUUUCAAUGCCUCGCAAAGAAGGGCACCUAUUGGUAGAUGGGUAAAAUAAAACACUCUUUGAAUAUCCCUUUGAGCAUGGUGAAGUUAUUAAUUACACUUUGAAUGGUGUAUCAAUACACCCAGUCACUACAAAGAUACAGGUGUCCUUCCUAACUCACUUGCCGGAGAGGAAGGAAACCGCUAGGGGAUUUCACCAUGAGGGCAAUGGUGACUUUAAAACAGUUACAAAGUUUAAUGUCUGUAAUAGGAGAAUUCAGGAUGGAUCAACAACAUUGUAGUUACUCUACAAAAUUAACCUAAAUGAUAGAAUGAAAAGAAGGAAACCUGUACAGAAUAUAAAUAUUCCAAAACAUGCAUCCUGUUUGUAAUAAGGCACUAAAGAAAAAUUGACUUUAUGUCCUGAAUACAAAGCGUUAUGUUUGGGGCAAAUCCAACACAACACAUCACUGAGUACCACUCUUCAUAUUUUCAAGCAUGGUGGUGGCUGCAUCAUGUUAUGGGUAUGCUUGUCAUCGGCAAGGACUAGGGAGUUUUUGGGGAUAAAAAUAAUUUGAAUAAAGCUAAGCACUGGCAAAAUCCUAGAGGAAAACCUGGUUGUCUGCUAUUCAACAGACACUGGGAGAAAUUUUCACCUCAGCAAGACAAUAAUCUAAAACACAAGCCCAUAUAUACACUGGAAUUGCUUACCUGAGUGGCCUAGUUACAGUUUUGACUUAAAUCGGCUUGAAAAUCUAUGGCAGUCUAGCAAUGAUUAACAACCAACUUGACAAAGCUUGAAGAAUUUUUAAAAGAAUAAUGUGCAAAUAAUGUACAAUCCAGGUGUGCAAAGCUCUUAGAGACUUACCCAGAAAGACUCACAGCUGCCAAAGGGGAUUCUAACAUGUAUUGACUCAGGUGGUGUGAAUAUGUAAAUGAGAUAUUUCUGUAUUACAUUUUCAAUAAAUUAGCAAAGAUUUCUAAACUUGUUUUCACAUUGUCAUUAUGGGGUAUUGUGAGUAGAUGGGUGAAGAAAAAAAAUCCAUUAUCCAUUUUGAAUUCAGGCUGUAACACAACAAAAUGUGGAAUAAGUCAAGGGGUAUGAAUACUUUCUGGAGGCACUGUAUCUUGAAUCUCUAACGUUUCUACAAUAAAGAACAAUGGCAAGGGAUUGACGUGUCUGAAAAGGCACUAUGCCUCGCUCAAAGUUGAAUUGGGAAACCACACUCAUCACUAGUUAACACAGCCGCAAAGUAAUAAACCCCGCCUAUUUCUACAAUUUAUGUUCUUAAAAUCAGAUUUUAAACCAAAACUUAACCCUAGCCACACUGAUAACCUUAUGUCAAACCCUAACCUUAAAUUAUGAUCAUUUUCAUGAAUUUUUACGAUAUAGCCAAUUUGGACUUUGUAGCUGUGUUAUCUAGUAGAAACCGGACACCACUCUGACUCAAUGUGACUCGCAGGAUCGCGCAAAAAAGAAGGGGGAGGGUUAAGGGGGGGGUUUGGUAUUGAGCCAAUGUAAUUGGAGUGCCACAGUGGCUGGGUUUGGCUGAAAGAAGGCCAGUGUGACUCCCUGACCCUGAUGUGCUGUGGGCUGGUCCGGUCGGCUGCUCCCCUGUGUGUCUGUGUUAAUCUGUGUGUACAUGUCUGUGUCUAUGACCUCUAGUGCUGCUCUCACUUCCUCUGUUCUGUCACAUUCCUGUAUAUUGUGACUGUUGCUGCCUCCUGGGUGUACAAGUAGGCUACAAGUCUAACUGAAUGUAUGUGUGUAUGUGUGUGUUCAUCAGGCUGCAGCAGGGAACAUCAUUAACAUGCUGUGGCAGUUGAUGGAGAACGGGCUGGAGGAACUGAAGCUGCUGCAGACUGUGUUAGUUCUGCUCACCACCAACACCGUGGUACAUGACGAAGUCCUGUCCAAGGUACCGUACACUCAGCACACACAUUGCAGACACUUCAUAUAUUCACAGGACAGUACAGUCACACACGUCUCAUAUUUGCCAUGGGAGUCAUGUACUAUUUUCCACAUCAACGUGAAUCCAGAUGUGUGCCUUAGUAAAUCUGGCUACGUUCCAAUGUCCAUACUAGCAUACCACUUAGAAUGUAUUCCCCAGUACAUGGCUUGAUUCUUGGUGGUAGGCUAUGUUAGGCUGGAUAUUGUAACAGAGUCUCCUCGCCGCCUCCCUCCCUCCCAGGCCAUCGUGCUGUGUUUCCGCCUGCACUUCACCAAGGACAACAUCACCAACAACACGGCCGCCGCCACCGUCAGACAGGUCGUCACCGUGGUAUUCGAGAGGAUGGUCGCGGAGGACGAGCGCUUCAAAGGUCAGGGCAGAGCAGAGCACUCAUGGGAAAUGGAGUUCCCGGACCGUUUUCUUUUGUCCAAUGAUUUAGAGUUAAGUCAUUGUUAGAUCCAUGAAGGGAAGACUGCAAGUGUACACUUUGGAUGAAAGGUGGACGAUGCAGCCACAGAACUGUACAUCAGUAUUCUAACAUCCCAUUUCCUCCCUCCUACCAUUCCCCUCUCCUCUAACUUUGACCAUGCCACAGAGGAAGGGAAGGGAGUUCGUUUCUCCUUAGAUUGUCUAAAGCAGCUUAUCCCAUGACUUCAAUGAAUACAUGAUGGUUUUGGUUCGGCCCCUUGAGUUUUCACACUGCUCUCUUUCCACUCUACGUCUUGGUUUAGUAUCACUGGGAUUGGAAAUCACAAUUUAAUUGAUGGACUCUUCCCUCUUGAGGUAGGAGUUGGACUGGUCUUUUCUGAGAGUGUGUGUGUGUGUGUCGUUGUUUGAUGAGCGAUUGAUCCCUCCAGGCUUGUAGCCACAGCUGUUUCUGAUGUUUUCUCUCCCCCUCCCUCUCUCCUCAACCCCCUUUUCACCUCUCUCUUCCCCCUCUCCUCCUUCCCUCUUUCCUCCUCUCUUCCUCCUCUCCUCCCUCCCUCUCUCCUCCUCUCUUCCCCCUCUCCUCCCUCCCUCUCUCCUCCUCUCUUCCCCCUCUCCUCCCUCCCUCUCUCCUCCUCUCUUCCCCCUCUCCUCCCUCCUCCUCUCUUCCUCCUCUCCUCCCUCCCUCCCUCCCUCUCUCCUCCUCUCCUCCUCUCCUCCAGACAUCGUGGAGCAGCCUCCUCCAGUCCAGGGUAACACUAACCGGAGGUCUGUCAGCACCCUGAGGCCCAGUGCGAAAGACGCCUACAUGCUGUUCCAGGUACGCCACCAGGAGGAGACAGUCCUCCAUACCUCUCACAGUACCCAACAUUCACACUCGCUUCCAUCAGAAGAGGCAGUGUAGCUAGGGUAGAGUUAAAGAGGUAUGGAAGACUGAGGUAAGGGAGGGAACGAGGGAAGGGUAAGGGAAGGAGGGCAGGGGGAGGGAACGAGGGAAGGAGGGCAGGGGGAGGGAACGAGGGAAGGGAGGGAAGGGUUUUGUGGAAUGAAACAGCGAUGCUGUCAUUAGAUAUGUACAGCCCAGACUUCCAGACUGUAUCACAGAGGCAAUGCUAGUAGCUGUCUCCAGCUGUCCUAUGUGUAUGUCUACAUCCCCAUUUUCGUGUGUGUGUCCCUCCAGGAUCUAUGUCAGCUAGUGAAUGCUGACGCCCCCUACUGGCUGGUAGGGAUGACAGAGAUGACGCGGACGUUUGGUCUGGAGCUCCUGGAGUCGGUCCUCAAUGACUUCCCUGGGGUCUUCCUGCAGGUGAACACACAGUACAGUAAAAUACAAAACAGUACAGUAUUAUACUUUACAAUGCAAUACAACUUAAUACAAUAUGGUGAAGUAAAGUAUGGUACAAAACAAUGCAAUACAAUACAAUCAAGUAUUAUGUGCAUUGAAAUGGAAUACAAUAUAUAUAUAUAGAAUACAUGUCAUCUCACUGUAGGUAUGUCUUGUAUUUGUACUGUGACCCCCACCUCUGCGGACCCCACCUGUUGCCCUCUAACCUCUGACCUCCGUGUAGCACCAGGAGUUCAGCUUCCUGCUGAAGGAGCGUGUGUGUCCGCUGGUCAUCAAGCUGUUCUCCCCCAACAUCAAGUUCCGUCAGGGCAACAGCAGUGCCGCCUCCCCAGCCCCUGUAGAAAAACCCUACUUCCCCAUCUGCAUGAGGCUGCUCAGAGUGGUGUCUGUGCUCAUCAAACACUUCUACAGCCUACUGGUGAGUCUCUGUGGUUAUCAAACACUUAUACAGCCUACUUGUGUGUCUCUGUGGUUAUAAAAAACACUUCUACAGCCAACUGGUGAGUCCCUGGGGUUAUCAAACACUUCUACAGCCAACUGGUGAGUCCCUGGGGUUAUCAAACACUUCUACAGCCAAUUGGUGAGUCCCUGGGUUAUCAAACACUUCUACAGCCAACUGGUGAGUCCCUGGGGUUAUCAAGCACUUAUACAGCCUACUGGUGAGUCCCUGGGGUUAUCAAGCACUUCUACAGCCAACUGGUGAGUCCCUGGGGUUAUCAAACACUUCUACAGCCAACUGGUGAGUCCCUGGGUUAUCAAACACUUCUACAGCCAACUGGUGAGUCCCUGGGGUUAUCAAGCACUUCUACAGCCAACUGGUGAGUCCCUGGGGUUAUCAAGCACUUCUACAGCCAACUGGUGAGUCCCUGGGGUUAUCAAACACUUCUACAGCCACCUGGUGAGUCCCUGGGGUUAUCAAACACUUCUACAGCCAACUGGUGAGUCCCUAGGGUUAUCAAGCACUUCUACAGCCAACUGGUGAGAGUCAGUUACAGUUAUCUACUACCAAGUACUGUGUUCUCUGUACCUAAAUCAUCAAACACAACUACAGUCUAGUAGUGAGAGCCAAGGCAGGAACUAUAGUUAGGGUCAAGUCCAUUUGAAUUCAGGAAGUAAGCUGAAAUUCCAAUUCCAAUUUUCCACAAAUCCUGUUGUCUUAUUGUAGAGCCAGAAAUGUGUGGAUAGUUAGCUUGGGGAGCUGAGGAUUGAGGUGUGUGUUUGUCUGUGUUGCUGUAGGUGACAGAGUGUGAGAUCUUCCUGUCUCUGCUGGUGAAGUUCUUGGAUGGAGAGAAGCCUCAGUGGCUCAGAGCUGUUGCCGUGGAGUCAGUCCACAGGCUGUGUGUACAGCCACACCUGCUACGGUGAGGAGGAGCGCACACACAUACACCCUCAAUACACACACACACACACACACUCCACUGACCUUACCGUACACCUUUGAUACUAACCUUACCGCACACAUACACACACCCUCAUCACUAAACUUACCACUUAACUUCCAUUUCACACAAGUGUAUAAUAUAUGCUUGUACAUGUGUGAAACAGGACAGAUAUACAGUGAGGGAAAAAAAGUAUUUGAUCCCCUGCUGAUUUUGUACGUUUGCCCACUGACAAAGAAAUGAUCAGUCUAUAAUUUUAAUGGUAGGUUUAUUUGAACAGUGAGAGACAGAAUAACAACAACAAAAAAUCCAGAAAAACGCAUGUCAAAAAUUUUAUAAAUUGAUUUGCAUUUUAAUGAGGGAAAUUAUGUUUUGCAGAGGGGUCAAAUACUGACUUAGUACUUGGUGGCAAAACCCUUGUUGGCACUCACAGAGGUCAGACGUUUCUUGUAGUUGGCCACCAGGUUUGCACACAUCUCAGGAGGGAUUUUGUCCCACUCCUCUUUGCAGAUCUUCUCCAAGUCAUUAAGGUUUCGAGGCUGACGUUUGGCAACUCGAACCUUCAGCUCCCUCCACAGAUUUUCUAUGGGAUUAGGGUCUGGAGACUGGCUAGGCCACUCCAGGACCUUAAUGUGCUUCUUCUUGAGCCACUCCUUUGUUGCCUUGGCCGUGUGUUUUGGGUCAUUGUCAUGCUGGAAUACCCAUCAACGACCCAUUUUCCAUGCCCUGGUUGAAGGAAGGAGGUUCUCACCCAAGAUUUGACGGUACAUGGCCCCCGUCCAUCGUCCCUUUGAUGCGGUGAAGUUGUCCUGUCCCCUUAGCAGAAAAACACCCCCAAAGCAUAAUGUUUCCACCUCCAUGUGGGAUGGUGUUCUUGGGGUCAUAGGCAGCAUUCCUCCUCCUCCAAACACGGCAAGUUGAGUUGAUGCCAAAGAGCUCCGUUUUGGUCUCAUCUGACCACAACACUUUCACCCAGUUCUCCUCUGAAUCAUUCAGAUGUUCAUUGGCAAACUUCAGAUGGGCAUGUAUAUGUGCUUUCUUGAGCAGGGGGACCUUGCGGGCGCUGCAGGAUUUCAGUCCUUCACGGCGUAGUGUGUUACCAAUUGUUUUCUUGGUGACUAUGGUCCCAGCUGCCUUGAGAUUAUUGACAAGAUCCUCCCGUGUAGUUCUGGGCUGAUUCCUUACCGUUCUCAUGAUCAUUGCAACUCCACGAGGUGAGAUCUUGCAUGGAGCCCCAGGCCGAGGGAGAUUGACAGUUAUUUUGUGUUUCUUCCAUUUGCGAAUAAUCGAACCAACUGUUGUCACCUUCUCACCAAGCUACUUGGCGAUGGUCUUGUAGCCCAUUCCAGCCUUGUGUAGGUCUACAAUCUUGUCCCUGACAUCCUUGGAGAGCUCUUUGGUCUUGGCCAUGGUGGAGAGUUUGGAAUCUGAUUGAUUGAUUGCUUCUGUGGACAGGUGUCUUUUAUACAGGUAAUAAGCUGAGAUUAGGAGCACUCCCUUUAAGAGUGUGCUCCUAAUCUCAGCUCGUUACCUGUAUAAAAGACACCUGGGAGCCAGAAAUAUUUCUGAUUGAGAGGGGGUCAAAUACUUAUUUCCCUCAUUAAAAUGCAAAUCAAUUCAUACCAUUUUUGACAUGCGUUUUUGACAAGACCAAAACGGAGCUCUUUGGCAUCAACUCAACUCGCCGUGUUUGGAGGAGGAGGAAUGCUGCCUAUGACCCCAAGAACACCAUCCCACAUGGAGGUGGAAACAUUAUGCUUUGGGGGUGUUUUUCUGCUAAGGGGACAGGACAACUUCACCGCAUUAAAGGGACGAUGGACGGGGCCAUGUACCGUCAAAUCUAGGGUGAGAACCUCCUUCCCUCAGCCAGGGCAUGGAAAAUGGGUCGUGGAUGGGUAUUCCAGCAUGACAAUGACCCAAAACACACGGCCAAGGCAACAAAGGAGUGGCUCAAGAAGAAGCACAUUAAGGUCCUGGAGUGGCCUAGUCAGUCUCCAGACCUUAAUCUCAUAGAAAAUCUGUGGAGGGAGCUGAUGGUUCGAGUUGCCAAACGUCAGCCUCGAAACUUUAAUGACUUGGAGAAGAUCUGCAAAGAGGAGUGGGACAAAAUCCCUCCUGAGAUGUGUGCAAACCUGGUGGCCAACUACAAGAAACGUCUGACCUCUGUGAGUGCCAACAAGGGUUUUGCCACCAAGUACUAAGUCUUAUUUUGCAGAGGGGUCAAAUACUAAUUUCCCUCAUUAAAAUGCAAAUCAAUUCAUAACAUUUAUGACAUGCGUUUUUCUGGAUUUUUUUGUUGUUAUUCUGUCUCUCACUGUUCAAAUAAACCUACCAUUAAAAUUAUAGACUGAUCAUUUCUUUGUCAGUGGGCAAACGUACAAAAUCAGCAGGGGAUCAAAUACUUUUUUCCCUCACUGUAAGCACCCACAUAUUAGAUUCUAUGUUCUGCCAAGCCAUCCACUUUUCUAACUCCCUUCAUCUCCCCCUCUCCUCCUCUCCCCCUGUUCACCCAGGUCUUUCUGCCUGUCGUAUGACAUGAAGCAGCACUCCACCAAGGUGUUCAGGGACAUCGUCAAUGCUCUGGGCUCCUUCAUCCAGUCCCUCUUUAUUGUCCUCAACACAGGAAACCCUGCUGCUACCAACGCUUCCACCGGUCAGGAGUGUUGACCUUUCGUGUUAUAGCUUUUGACAUAUAAUGUAGUGGAAUCUAUGGUGAAGUAAAGGAAAGUCUAGGAUAGGAGUAGGCAACUCAGGAGGGUACAGGAGAGUGUGGUCUGCAGGGUGCAUGCUUUUGUUCCAACCCAUCACUAACAGCACACUCUCUUUUUCUCCUUCCUUCCCUCCAUCUCUCUCUCCCUCGUUUCUCUCUGUCUCCCUCCCUAGGUGGGUCUGGGUCGGGGGCCCAGGGGGCUUCCCAGGUGGGUCUAGGAGCAGGAGGUCAGGGUGGGAGUCUAACCACACAGGCUGCCUUUGAGUACCGCGGUACCUGGAUCCCCCUCAUGACCGUCAGUGUACAGGGCAGCGCCAAGGCUACCUAGUGAGUAGUACUACACACACACACACACACACACACACACACACACACACACAGAGAGACAUACACAGAGAGACAUACACUAGACAUCUAGCUAUUGCUGUCUAGAUAUGAAUCGUCAAUCCAAUUAUUACACACAGGAACCACGUUUCCAUCCACAGUUUUAAUGCGCGUAAAGUCAUACUAUAUAAAAGAAAAUCACGACAGCUGUGAUGGGAACAGGAAGUUUUGGUACAAUUUUACAAAUGCCAACAGAUCAUUUGUUUGUUCGAUAUGGUGGGAUCUUAUUUGUGUUAGUCAAAUUAAUUAUGCGAGAAAUGGUAAUGGUAACGCCUUUAUGCGUAAAUAUUGAUAUAAUAACCAUCAUAUCAAAGUAAACUUGGAGUCACGCGAUGAUAUGGUGUGUGGUCCUCCCACUACGACGAGACUACGACUCGGGAAACCAUGCAUUGUAUUAGGCUAUGAUUAACUUUACAGGGUGGUGAAAGUGCACGGUGAUGAGCUUGAUGCUACUUUCCAAUAAAUAUCAAGGGUCUUAUUCUGGUGACAUGAUGAUCAAUGCUUGACUGCCGUUUGACAACUAAAAAUAUUCUUGCUCUUAUCCAUAAUAAUGUCAUGUAAACUAUCCUACCUGCACUGUAUCUGGGAGCUGUUGGCUAGUGCACAUGUGCCAAGACCAGAGUGGGCACAUUUGCUAUUUAACACGGCAGAGUUGAAAAUGCGAGGGAGGGAGUAGCAUCUGUUCGCUGUAAUUAUGAUGCGAUUGAGCAAUGCUGGUGUUUUGAUAUAAUAGAAGCUGGUUUGUUGAUGCAGGAGAAAGAGUUGUCAAAACAUCUACUUCCACAUUGUGUUUCUGUAAUGAACAAUUGGCCAGGGACAGCUGAUCCUGCAGGUGUUUAAAUAAGCAGCAGUCCAGUGAAAAAUAGUUUGUUAGUAGGAGCUGAACAAUAGUGAUUGCACGCAGCCCCUUGUGAUGUAUUGUUCGCACAUUCAUACAACUCAGCAGGGUAGAGAAGUGGUUCUCAGCAUCUGCACACACGCUAACACACACACACACACACUCAUUCACAUCAUUACUCUCUCUUCCUCCGCCAGUCUGGAGAUGUUGGACAAGGUGGAGCCCCCGUCUAUCCCAGAGGGUUAUGCUAUGUCUGUGGCCUUCAGCGCCCUGCUGGACCUGGUCCGAGGCAUCACCUCCAUGAUAGAGAGAGAAUUGACCAAGGAGGAGGAGGAGGCGGCUGUACGCAGGGAGGCCAACCCAGACCAGAACACCCAGCCUGAGCCUGGUGAAGAGAGGGGAAGAGGGGAGGGGGAUGAGGGUUAGGGGUUAGGACCGGGGGGCUUCUCUGGGCUGACAGAAAGGGCUGAAUCCUAGCUUCACAUACUGUACAUGUGCAAAUCUUGAACUUUGAAGCUCUUUUCUGACCUCUAGUGGUCAAUCCAAUGCAUACAGUUCCUGAGGGAGUUUAUCAAUGUAGACUUACCACAGUGAUGCACUCUGUUGUCAUCCCUAUUCAAAAGCUAACGUAGCAUUUUAAAUAUAGAUAUCUGUACAAAUGUAUAUUGCUUUUCCCCUAUGUUGCUAACUAGUGUGUCUCUGUCAGGAGCCCAUCUGGUCUGGGAGGAGAUGGUCAGUGCGUGUUGGUGUGGUCUACUGGCUGCCCUCUCUCUCCUGCUGGACGCCAGGUAAACAACCCUCCUUAUAUAUCACCUCAAAGUAAAUGUAUUUAGUAUCCCCUCAAAGUAAAUGCAUUUAGUAUCCCCUCAAAGUAAAUGCAUUUAGUAUCCCCUCAAAGUAAAUGCAUUUAGGAUCCCCUCAAAGUAAAUGUAUUUAGUUACCCCUCAAAGUAAAUGUAUUUAGCUACCCCUCAAAGUAAAUGCAUUUAGUAUCCCCUCAAAGUAAAUGUAUUUAGUUACCCCUCAAAGUAAAUGUAUUAAACUACCCCUCAAAGUAAAUGUAUUUAGGAUCCCCUCAAAGUAAAGGUAUUUAGAAUCCUCUCAAAGUAACUUGAUAGUGUGACAGGGGAAACUCAAGGUCAGGAGCAACAAAAGUUAUUGAAACUACUGCGCCCAGCAACUAUGGUCCCUAGACCAUAGGUUGCUGUGUAAGGGGUCUGCAGAUUAAACCGUUUUAUGAAAAUAUUUUUCUCACGGCAAAAAGUGAAGACGUUGCGGCAGUUAGGCCUUCAUCAACAUUUGUUCCAAACCCAUAACCCCCUCUGUGUCUCGUCCCCCUCCAGUACAGAUGAGACGGCGACAGAGAGCAUCCUGAAGGCAGAGCUGACCGUGGCGUCGCUGUGUGGUCGCCUGGGCCUGGUGACGCCCCGCGACGCCUUCAUCACAGCCAUCUGCAAGGCCUCGCUGCCCCCACACUACGCCCUGACCGUCCUCAGCAGUAAUACAGCCAACCUUAACAACAAGGGUCAGUCGUGGCUGCUAAAUCGUGGCCGCUACUGCAAAAACAUUUUUACUAAACAUUUGGGAUCGUAAAACGUUUUCAGUGUAAACUUAAACUACUAAAACCAGAUGUAAAGUAUGUUGAAAAGAUAAUGGAGCAACAUUUUUACAUAAGUUAAUCUUUGAGAACUAAUAAUCACCUAAAUAAAAGCUAGACAGUCAGGGAGAAUCUAAAAUUCCAAAAAUUGUAUGGCAUUGGACCCCCAUUAAUUUUGUUGUAAUGUUUGAGUCAGUCAGAUAGCAUAAGAACAAGGCAUAAGCAAAAUGUGUAUAAGUGAAGGAAAUUUGCUUUAAAACUGAAAAUGUUCUCUCAGCUCCGUGGCAAAAUGUGUAGAAUUGCGAGAAAUUCGCUUUAAAACAGCAACAUUUUUUCUGCAGCUAAGAAGACAGCCUCUAAAACCGCGCCAUUGGCCACUACCACGCACCCUCCAAAAAUGUCUAGGGGAAACACUGGCGCGUGUACGUCAGUACCCUGUGUGCGUGGGUGGGUGCAUGCUUGUGUGACAGCGCAAGCUUGUGUGCGUUCAUAGCGGUCUUCUCUCAUGGCUUUGCUACAUCAGCUCUGUGAUAAUUAUACAGUGGGGGAAAAAAGUAUUUAGUCAGCCACCAAUUGUGCAAGUUCCCCCACUUAAAAAGAUGAGAGAGAGGCCUGUAAUUGUCAUCAUAGGUACACGUCAACUAUGACAGACAAAUUGAGAUUUUUUUUCUCCAGAAAAUCACAUUGUAGGAUUUUUUAUGAAUUUAUUUGCAAAUUAUGGUGGAAAAUAAGUAUUUGGUCACCUACAAACAAGCAAGAUUUCUGGCUCUCACAGACCUGUAACUUCUUCUUUAAGAGGCUCCUCUGUCCUCCACUCGUUACCUGUAUUAAUGGCACCUGUUUGAACUUGUUAUCAGUAUAAAAGACACCUGUCCACAACCUCAAACAGUCACACUCCAAACUCCACUAUGGCCAAGACCAAAGAGCUGUCAAAGGACACCAGAAACAAUUGUAGACCUGCACCAGGCUGGGAAGACUGAAUCUGCAAUAGGUAAGCAGCUUGGUUUGAAGAAAUCAACUGUGGGAGCAAUUAUUAGGAAAUGGAAGACAUACAAGACCACUGAUAAUCUCCCUCGAUCUGGGGCUCCACGCAAGAUCUCACCCCGUGGGGUCAAAAUGAUCACAAGAACGGUGAGCAAAAAUCCCAGAACCACACGGGGGGACCUAGUGAAUGACCUGCAGAGAGCUGGGACCAAAGUAACAAAGCCUACCAUCAGUAAAACACUACGCCGCCAGGGACUCAAAUCUUGCAGUGCCAGACGUGUCCCCCUGCUUAAGCCAGUACAUGUCCAGGCCCGUCUGAAGUUUGCUAGAGUGCAUUUGGAUGAUCCAGAAGAGGAUUGGGAGAAUGUCAUAUGGUCAGAUGAAACCAAAAUAUAACUUUUUGGUAAAAACUCAACUCGUCGUGUUUGGAGGACAAAGAAUGCUGAGUUGCACCCAAAGAACACCAUACCUACUGUGAAGCAUGGGGGUGGAAACAUCAUGCUUUGGGGCUGUUUUUCUGCAAAGGGACCAGGACGACUGAUCCGUGUAAAGGAAAGAAUUAAUGGGGCCAUGUAUCGUGAGAUUUUGAGUGAAAACCUCCUUCCAUCAGCAAGGGCAUUGAAGAUGAAACGUGGAUGGGUCUUUCAGCAUGACAAUGAGCCCAAACACACCGCCCGGGCAACGAAGGAGUGGCUUCGUAAGAAGCAUUUCAAGGUCCUGGAGUGGCCUAGCCAGUCUCCAGAUCUCAACCCCAUAGAAAAUCUUUGGAAGGAGUUGAAAGUCUGUGUUGCCCAGCGACAGCCCCAAAACAUCACUGCUCUAGAGGAGAUCUGCAUGGAGGAAUGGGCCAAAAUACCAGCAACAGUGUGUGAAAACCUUGUGAAGACUUACAGAAAACGUUUGACCUGUGUCAUUGCCAACAAAGGGUAUAUAACAAAGUAUUGAGAAACUUUUGUUAUUGACCAAAUACUUAUUUUCCACCAUAAUUUGCAAAUAAAUUCAUAAAAAAUCCUACAAUGUGAUUUUCUGGAUUUUUUUUCCUCAUUUUGUCUGUCAUAGUUGACGUGUACCUAUGAUGAAAAUUACAGGCCUCUCUCAUCUUUUUAAGUGGGAGAACUUGCACAAUUGGUGGCUGACUAAAUACAUUUUUUUCCCACUGUACAUACAUGCCUCUGAGGAACUUGAUAAGCCGGUAGUUAGUUGUUUAUUUGUACACUUCAUGCGCUUUUCACCCCAAGUCUCUCUGUCUGUAUACGUUUGUGAGAGUGUGAAGCUCUAGAGCCGUUGCUGUGUGUGAUCUCCAUACUAACCACUGUGAUGCCCCACUUAUAUGUCAUUAAUCCUGGCUGUGCCUCAACUGUUUCCCUAUUCCCUCUAAUUAGUAACACCAAGAUGAAUGGGGGGGAUACACACGCUCUCGCUCAAGCACACACACACUAUUUGCAUAUUUGCUGUGAUAGAUCGAGCUUGCAAAUUGGCUUCAGCAGGAUCGAUGUUUGCUUGGGAGUUAAUAAAUCAAGUCUCUGUAGCAUGUAGCUGGUUUGUCACAGUCACUCAGUGAAGUAUAUACAUGGAAAUGACCGACGUUGUGUUAUUAUUAUCAGGGCUGUCUGUCUGUCUGUCUGUGAGGUACAUCAUGAAGAAAAAAGAAGGAACUCAUCGUGUGGACCAAUGAGUCUAAAUAUAUUUUUGGACCUCCAAAAGAUUUGGUCCUUGUGAUUACUUUUGUUGUGGACUCAAAUAAAACAUGUGUGUGUUCUCCUGUCCUCCUCAGCCUACUCCAUCCAGGGCCAGAGUGUUCAGAUCAUCAGUUCCUCCAGUGAGUCUCAUCAGCAGGUGGUGGCUGUGGGACAGCCUCUCUCUCUACAGCCCCAAGGCACCGUGGUGGUAAGAUUACCUCUACACAACAUUACUACAACACCUCAUCUAGAGGCCACCGUGGUGGUAAGAUACACUAUAUAUACAAAAGUAUGUGGACAACCCUUCAAAUUAGUGGAUUCGGCUAUUUCAGCCACACCCGUUGCUGACAGGUGUAUAAAAUUGAGCACACCGCCAUGCAAUCUCCAUAGACAAACACUGUCAGUAGAAUAGCCUUACUGAAGAGCUCAGUGACAUUCAACGUGGCACCAUCAUAGGAUGCUACCUUUCCAACAAGUCAGUUCGUCAAAUUUCUGCCCUGCUAGAGCUGCCCCAGUCAACUGUAAGUGCUGUUAUUGUGAAGUGGAAAUGUCUAGGAGCAACAACGGCUCAGCCAUGAAGUGGUAGGCCACACAAGCUCACAGAAUGGGACCGUCGAGUGCUGAAGCGUGUUCCGCAUAAAAAUCGCAACACUCACUACCGAGUUCCAAACUGCCUCUGGAUGCAACGUCGGCACAAUAACUGUUCGUCGGGAGCUUCAUGAAAUGGGUUUCCAUGCUCACAAGCCUAAGAUCACUGUGCGCAAUGUCAAGCUUUGGCUGGAGUGGUUUAAAGCUCGCCGCCAUUGGACUCUGGACCAGCGGAAAUGCGUUCUCUGGAGUAAUGAAUCAUGCUUCAACAUCUGGCAGUCCGACGGACAAAUCUGGGUUUGAAGGAUGCCAGGAGAACGCUACCUAUCCGACUUCAUAGUGCCAACUGUAAAGUUAGGUGGAGGAGGAAUAAUGGUCUGGGGCUGUUUUUCAUGGUUCGGGCUAGGCCCCUUAAUUCAAGUGAAGGGAAAUCUUAACGCUACAGCAUACAAUUACAUUCUAGACGAUUCUGUGCUUCCAACUUUGUGGCAACAGUUUGGGGAAGACCCUUUCCUGUUUCAGCAUGACAAUGUCCCCAUGCAUAAAGCGAGGUCCAUACAGAAAUGGUUUGUUGAUCGGUGUGGAAGAACUUGACUGACCUGCACAGAGCCCUGACCUCAACCCCAUUGAACACCUUUGGGAUGAAUUGGAAUGCCGACUGCGAGCCAGGCCUAAUCGCCCAACAUCAGAGCCUGACCUCACUAAUGCUCUUGUGCCUUAAUGGAAGCAAGUCCCCGCAGCAAUGUUCCAACAUCUAGUGGAAAGCCUUCCCAGAAGAGUGGAGGCUGUUUAAGCAGCAAACGGGGGACCAACUCCAUAUUAAUGGACAAGCAGGUGUCCACAUACUUUUGGUACCUCUACACAACAUUCCUACAACACCACAACUGGAGAGCACCGUAUGGGCACAUCUUAGAGGUUCACACAUACAAACAGUAGUGUUGCAUAACUCCAUCUCUCCCUCUAUCAGCUGACAGCUAAGAAUAUCCAGUGUAUGCGGGCCCUGUUGAACCUGGCCCACUGCCACGGGGCAGUGCUGGGAACCUCCUGGCAGCUGGUGCUGGCCACGCUGCAGGUACACUACCACCUGUGUCCACCACACACCAGAGGACGCUGGUAGGAGGAACUAUAGGAGGACGGGCUCAUUGUAAUGGCUGGAAUUGAAUAAAUGGAACAGUCAAACGUGGUUUCCCUAUGUUUGAUUUGUUUGAUAUUGUUCCAUUUAUUCCAUUCCAGCCAUUACAAUGAGCCUGUCCUCCUAUAGCUCCUCCCACCAGCCUCCUCUGCCACACACACACACACUGGCACUGUUCUACAGCGUAUUAUAACCAAGCUGGGAUUUCCUUAUUUUUUUUGUUGUUGCUAUUGACAAGCCUAAAUAUUUAAAUGAAUUAAAACAGGUUUUUCUGUUCUGAGUAUAUGGUGGAAGUAGUCUGAGUGAAUCACUCUUUCUUUGACUUUUCUCACCACCCUCUCCACUCUUCCUGUUCUGUCCAUCUUCCACCUUCCCGCUCCUCUCCCAGCACCUGGUGUGGAUCCUAGGCCUGAAGCCUGGGGUUGGAGGUGCUCUGAAGCCUGGUCGUGCAGUAGAGGGGCCAAGCACGGUAAGACACGACCACCAAUCUAUUGCCCUGCCUUACGUAGUCACACUGUACUUAAUUCAAUUCUCUGCAUCAAUUAGCAGUAGAGUUUCAUUGGCCAUUCACUACUGCCCUUCAGCCUUUAAAGCUAGAGACCACACUAAGGUACUUUGCUUUGCUGGAUAUUACAGACGACCCACAGUCCACCUGAACCUGUCAACUCUCUGACUCCUCUAUGAUGUCUGUUGGUUACAGGUGCUGACCACGGCUGUGAUGACGGACCUGCCUGUCAUCUCCAGCAUCCUGUCUAGGCUCUUUGAGAGCUCCCAGUACUUAGACGACGUGUCACUGCAUCACCUGAUCAACGCACUAUGCUCCCUCUCUCUGGAAGCUGUGGAGAUGGCCUAUGGGACUAACAAGGUAACUACUACAUAUGCAUGUAGCCAGAGCAACAAUGUAUGACCUCCCCAUCUUCUGAAUGUGCCGCCUUGUGUUACUAAAUGUGUAAUAAUGCUUAUAUCCACUGAACCAGUCACUCCUAUGUUCUGUUCUCGUCCUGUGUCCAGGAGCCAUCUCUGUUUGCGGUGGCCAAGCUGCUGGAGACCGGCCUGGUUAACAUGGACCGUAUAGAGAUCCUGUGGAGGCCCCUCACUGGACAUCUACUGGAGGUAUGUCUUCCAAUCACUAUUAUAGACCGUUAUAGACCUUUAUAUACCAUCAUAAUGGAAGUAGUGGGUAGUGAAGUCCAGGGUUCAAAUGAUAUUUUGUAAUAAUAUAAAAUCUGUACUUGAUUGAGCUUGCUUGCUUUAAAUGGUCCAAUAAAAUAAUCCCAAUACUUCAAACUGCCCAUCUCACAUUCCGGGCAGGCUCAAGCAAACUUUGAAAGUAUUUGAAAUAUUUCAAAUAGUAUUUGAACCCAGGUCUGGUGAAGUGGUAUUUUGGAAAAGCUUCGAUAGAUACUUCUCAAGCCCUCUCAUAUCAUGGUAAUGGUAGUAGCUCCUCCAUUUCUAAUGCUUUGAGUGGCAUCUACCCUCUAUGUAGUCAAAGUAAUACACAUUUGAUCUGUGGAGGUUCUGUGUGUAUGGUUGUGUGUUUGUCUGAAACGAACGGUUCUCUUCAAGUUGUCUUUUCUCUAUCUCCCUCUCUUUUACAACCCAUGUCUGUUUUGCAGAAGGUAAGCUCCGAAACUUCUCCUCCCAAUCACUUGCUUUCUCUUUCAUUGCCUGGUAUCAAUGUGUUGGAGCUGAGAGUAUGCUAUGGGCAGCUUGCACCAGAUUUAUGUUUUCUUCGCUGUUAUGUUUGAUCUAAAUUUCCUCGCAUGAGUUGCAUUUUUGGAACUCUGUUUUUGUUUGUAUGCAUACUAUACAGCAGAGGUCACCAACCUUUUCUGAGGACAGAUUACUUUCUGAGUCAAAAUGCAAGCUGAGAUCUACCGCUCAGAUUUUCUUUCUAACGUGACUUAGAAAACAUAAGCCUAUGCAACAUUAACCAAUUAAAAACAGUUCUGUAGCAAUGAGGUUUGUGCAGCAGGCUAUAGGCCCAAUACAUUAUCACUACAUAUUGCAAAAUGUAGGUAUAUGAUCACACUGGUAUAGAUCAUUUGAUGUAUUACUUAGGGCGGCAGGUAGCUUAGUGGUUAAGAGCGUUGUGCCAGUAACCGAAAGGUCGCUGGUUCUAAUCCCUGAGCAGACUAGGUGAAAAAUCUGUCGAUGUGCCCUUGAGCAAGGCACUUAACCCUAAUUGCUCCUGUAAGUCGCUCUGGAUAAGAGCGUCUGCUAAAUGACUAAAAUGUAAAUGAUGUAAUGUAAACUUGUGAGGCACAGCUGAGUCUGCAUCUGAUAGUCAGUCUGAGGGGAGGGAGCAGCUGUGAGGAUGCCUCUCACCCGACUCACCGUCCCUCCUCUCUCCUUCCCUUCGCUGAGAAAAGGGGACACAGUCUUCCAGCUGAUGGCGAAACUUAAGUCGCACUGCAUUACUUCUGCCUCAUGCACCGUUGUUACACCUAUGACCAGAGAAAGUGAAAUAUUCCUAGAUAAUAAAAUACACAAGCUGCUAAUAAUUACAACUAAAGAUUAUCGAAACACUCAUUUUAUGGAUAAUAAAAGUGUUGAACAAAGUGUUGACAGUGCUGAAUAACAACUUAAACAUGAACUUACUCAUAAAAACAGCAGCUCUUUGCUGUAUUUGUUGAGUCUCUAGUUAUGGUUUUAAACGUUUUGAAAUCUCACAUCAACUUUGCUGUGCAUUCGAGGCUUCUUUUACAGUCUAUGGCGCGAGGACACUGUGCAGACACGAUGAUCUGAGCUAUUUGAUUGGCCAGCAGCAGGCCUAUAGGUGCACUUGAUUUGCUGUCUGGGCCUGCUGGGUAGAUAGAGUUCUACCUUCAGACACAUGAAAUGGUUCAACAUGGGAACACUUUGCCUUCCCGGCGCCAGAGUUGCUGAAUCAAGUGCAGCUACGGUCAACAGCACAAAUUUUUUUUUUUUUUUAAAUAGGAAUGCAAGGCUUUAUCGUUGGGGUUUUUACAGAAAUGUUUGGUGAUUGAUUAGGAAUGCCUUGGAAAUCGACUAGUCGAGCGCGCAUUGUUAUACAGACACCUGAAUAUCUAAUACAUCUUCACCCAUCAGCUGUAAUGAUAUGCUAGCCUUUCUAGGCAAGUCACAUACUUGUUUCAUGUUGGGCAACGAGUAGACAACACAGACACUUGUGGGGUGUAAAGGAUGGUGCUAAUAUGGUGUCUUAAUCACUGUUGGUGUAGCUGUCCAGGGGAAUAGUGAAAUGAGCAGCAAUGUAACUCGUUGAAAGCCAGCUGAUCUCGCCACAGCUUUCAUAAUUAUGUGUCUGUCAAAUGGGAUUACGUUAUUUUAUUGUUGGGCUAACAGAAAAUCACAGGCAUACAGUCUAUGUUUUAACCACCGGGUGGACAUACACUUUGAACAGCCCCUGACUCAGAUCUCUCUCUCUCUCUCUCUCUCUCUCUCUCUCUCUCUCUCUUCCCCCCCUCUCCCUUUUCUCUCUCUUCCCCCCUUUUUCUCUCUCCAUGCUCGUGUGUGUGUGUACCCUACCCUCUGAUGUUCCCUGCUGCAGGUCUGCCAGCACCCCAAUGCCAGGAUGAGAGAGUGGGGGGCUGAGGCUGUGACCGCCCUCAUCAAAGCUGGCCUGGCCUAUAAGCACAACCCCCCUCUGGCACAGAACCAGGUACUACUACUACCCCAUCUCUCUCAUCUUUACACAGUAACCCAAACACAGGGAAUACUGUAACAUUUCCUGUCUAGAAGUUGGAAGACUGUUACAAUGCAAUGCAAUGGAAGGUGUUAAGAUGAAUAGCUAUUAGUCCGCUUCACCAUGCCAACCCACCCACACAUAGUUGGCAUGUUUAGAUCUCAAGGCCACUCCCUGCCCUCUUUCUUUCACUCUGUCCCUCUCUCUCUCUCUCUCUCUCUCUCUCUCUCUCUCACUCUCUGACUCUCUCACUCUCUCACUCUCUCACUCUGUCAAUUCAAUUUUAAUUCAAAGGCCUUUAUUGGCAUGGGAAACAUAUGUUUAUAUUGCCAAAGCAAGUGAAAUAGAUAAAGAAAUGUGAAAUAAACAGUAAACAUUACACUCACAAAAGUUUCAAAGGAAUAGAGACAUUUAAAUAAACAUAAAUAUGGAUUGUAUUUACAAUGGCGCUUGUUCUUCACUGGUUGCCCUCUGUCCCUCUGUCAGAGGCUGCAGCUCCUGCUGUUGAACCCUCUGAAGGAGCUGUCCAACGUGCUCCAUGCAGACAUCCGUCAGAAACAGCUGGAGAGUGUGCUGCAGAUCCUCCAGAGCCAGGGGGACAGUCUGGGGCCCGGCUGGCCCUUAGUGCUGGGGGUCAUAGGGGCCAUCCGCAACGACCAGGGGUGAGAGAGCGAGGGGGGAUGAAAGGAUAGAUGGAAAGAGGGAUAACGUUGAAGCGGUGCAGAGAUAAUGUGCUUCUUUACUAUUUUAGCAGUAGUAACACUUAAAGCGGCAAUAUGUUGCUUUUUGGGUGACCCGACCAAAUUCACAUAGAAAUGUGAGUUAUAGAUCUGUCAUCCUCAUUGAAAGCAAGUCUAAGAAGCUGUAGAUCUGUUCUAUGUGCGUUAUUUCUAUGCUUCCCGUUCUUAAGUUUCGUUUGUGCGUCUUUUACUUUCGGUUUUGUACACCAGCUGAAAAUAAGAUAUUUUGUGUUAUUAAAAAUAUAUUUCACAGCGGUUUAGAUUGUACAAUGGUUUUCUGCACUAUGCAUUGCUUGUUUUGUCACAUAAACUGAAAUUAGGCAAACUAUUUAAUUUAUUUUAGCAGCCAGGAAAUGGCAGAGGGAAUUCUGCAUAUUGCACCUUUAAUUGAACUCGCAUGCUGUAUUUCCUCCUGUCCCCCAGAGAGUCAUUGAUCCGAACAGCCUUCCAGUGCCUGCAGUUGGUGGUGACUGACUUCCUCCCCACCAUGCCUUGCACGUGCCUGGAGAUCGUACUGGAUGUAGCUGGCAGCUACGGCCUCCAGAACCAGGAGCUCAACAUCAGCCUCACCUCCAUAGGACUCCUGGUGAGACUGAACACAAAAUGACAAAUACUAACCCUAACUCAACAUCUGUCUCCCCUCAAUAGGACUCCUGGUACGACCGCAGUAUGUGGCAUAUAUUGUUUUAUAUCCUAUAUUGUAUUGAGUUUGAACACUGAUUGCUGAUACUGUUAUAAGAAGCUUAUAAUUGCUAUUGCGUCCCCCCAAAGCAUUACUUUUCUAGUAAUUCAACAAUGAUCUUUGAAAAGUGACACUGUCUGUACUAGUGAUUUUAGUCAACCUCUCUCUCCCCCCGUUUUCCCCCACAGUGGAACAUCUCAGACUACUUCUUCCAGAGGGGCGAGGCCAUCACCCAGGAGCUAGAGAGGGAGGAGGCAGCGCUGCAGAAGCAGGCCCAGGAUAAGGGUGAGCCCCUGAACAGGCCCUUCCACCCGGCCCCUCCCUUCGACUGCCUGUGGCUGUGUCUGUACGCCAAGCUGGGCCAGCUGUGUGUGGACCCCCGGCCCGCCGUCAGGAAGAGCGCCGGUCAGACCAUGUUCUCCACCAUCGCUGCCCACGGCACCCUGCUGCAGCAGCCCACCUGGCACAUCGUCGUCUGGAAGGUACCGUCUAGUCACUAACAAUAAUCACAUAGAACGUUAGUCCUGAAUGAUACAUGGCUGUAGACUCCUAUGACAUACUGGAAGGUAUUCAAAUGUUCAGUCACUGGCCCUCGUCUAUUAAGGAAACAUACGCUCAAAUAGGAUUGUACGUUUGGGAUCUGUCAAUUUGAACCUGAUCAUACGUGAUUAAGUGCUGCUACUAAUACUUUAAACCACCCAGUAUGAUUUUAACAACCUUAUUGGUCAUCUGCCCUCUGGUGGUCCAUUAAAACAGGUUCUGUUCCACCUGCUGGACUGUGUGAGGAAGUCUUCCACCACGGCCGAUAAGGAAAAGAUUGAGUCAGGGGGUGGGAACAUCCUCAUCCACCACUCACGGGACACAGCUGAGAAACAGUGGGCGGAGACCUGGGUGCUGACACUGGCAGGGGUGGCUCGUAUCUUCAACACCAGGAGAUACCUGCUGCAGCAACUAGGUGUGUGUCUGUGUGUGGUCGCAUGUUUUUUUUUAAAUGUAAAGCUUUUCUCAUUAAUCUCUUAUGUCUACACUCAAUGACAAGAGGAGGAAGAUGGUUGAUUUAUGGACAGUGCUCCUCCUCCUAUCAUUGCCCUGUCCCCAUGCAUAUGCAAAAUACUGAUUUAAUGAAUAGGCCCCAAUAUUUGCCUCUUCUUACCUGGUUCUGUGUCCACUCCACAGGUGACUUCUUCAAGGCGUGGGAGGUUCUGUUGGACCACAUCCAGUCUGCUGCCCUCAGUAAGAACAGCGAGGUCUCCCUGGCCGCGCUCAAGUCCUUCCAGGAGAUCCUCCAGAUCGCUACACCCGUCAAGGACUCCGCCAUGCCCACCGACGCUCUGGCUGCUAUGGGCGUUCACCCGGUCCUCAUCGACCCCCUCAGCGCCUCAGGCCCCGGCAGACCCCUGCUGCGCUCCAACUCGAUGUUGGAGAGGCUGACGCGCUACAACGAUGCUGAACUCCAGGCCCCUCCCCCAGGGGAGGAGUCAGCACUGGAGGAUGCGGCGCUGUGGUGGUCGGCGUGGAACACCUGGUACCGGACAGGCACGGACAGCACGAGGCCCCCUAGUGGCGGGACGGGGGCAGACAGAUCCUUCUUUAUCCCCAGCCAGCCCUACCUGACAGCGUUAGUCCAGAUCUUCCCUGCCCUCUACCAGCACAUCAAGACUGACUUCAGCAUGGAGGACCUGAGGAAGCUGGGGGUGAUCCUCCACGGGGGCGUGUCCAUACCGAUCAGCAGUGACGCCUCGCCCUUCAUCCUGCCCUCUUACACUGAGGCUGUCCUCACCAGCCUGCAGGAGGCCGUGCUCACCGCACUCGACGUGCUGCAGAAGGUGGGUGGGCCGCAGCACAGAAAUUAUAACAUUUUUAAAGUGUUUCGCAAAAUCAGAUAAAGGCAUUUUUCAACUGCUGAAUUGGGCUAGUAGUCCAAUCCACACACACACACUGUUAAAUGCUCUCAAAGUGCCCUUUUUAUUAGAUGGACAAGGUUUCUAUUCCUUUGUUGUCCUCUGUUAUGGAAACUAGCAGAUUGAUUUCAAGGGCAAUUGUUCCUUUUCUCCUGCACCUACUAAUGGAACAGUAUGUGAUUGUGCAAUAAUAACCAUGUUUAAUAAACUGAUGGGAGUCAGUAGUGAGUAAGGUUCCCUGGUUCUAUUGAGGUCAGUAGUGAGUAAGGUUCCUGUCUCUCCCUCUGCAGGCCAUCUGUGUGGGCCCAGAGAACCUGCAGGUUAUGUACCCAGCUAUCUUUGAACAGCUCCUCCUCUUCGUCGAGUUCUCCUGCAAACCCCCCCAGUACGGCAAGAUGGAAACCAAACAUGUGGCCAACGCUAAAUACAACCAGGUAACGAAUCACAAUCCCUCGCUCUCUCUGCCGUUGUCUUUCUCUGACGCUUUGUCUGCAAGUUUUGUCUUCCUCUCUCUUUCAAGCUUUCUCUCUUUCUCUCUCUCGUUGUCUCGAUACCUCUGAUAUUUUCCAUUGAGGGAAUGUUGUUGAAACAAUUUCUGUCCCAGUCGUCCGUUUGUCUCUAGACUUUCUGAACAUGGUCAUCCCCCCGUCCCCGUCUCGUGACUUUAAUGAAGCGCAUCCCCUUUCCUCCCCCCCGUCUCGUGACUUUAAUGAAGCGCAUCCCCUUUCUUCCCCCCGUCUCGUUAAUGAAGCGCAUCCCCUUUCUUCCCCCCGUCUCGUGACUUUAAUGAAGCGCAUCCCCUUUCUUCCCCCCGUCUCGUGACUUUAAUGAAGCGCAUCCCCUUUCUUCCCCCCGUCUCGUGACUUUAAUGAAGCGCAUCCCCUUUCUUCCCCCCGUCUCGUGACUUUAUUGAAGCGCAUCCCCUUUCUUCCCCCCGUCUUGUGACUUUAAUGAAGCGCAUCCCCUUUCUUCCCCCCGUCUCGUGACUUUAAUGAAGCGCAUCCCCUUUCUUCCCCCCGUCUCGUGACUUUAAUGAAGCGCAUCCCCUUUCUUCCCCCCGUCUCGUGACUUUAAUGAAGCGCAUCCCCUUUCUUCCCCCCGUCUCGUGACUUUAAUGAAGCGCAUCCCCUUUCUUCCCCCCGUCUUGUGACUUUAAUGAAGCGCAUCCCCUUUCUUCCCCCCGUCUCGUGACUUUAAUGAAGCGCAUCCCCUUUCUUCCCCCCGUCUCGUGACUUUAAUGAAGCGCAUCCCCUUUCUUCCCCCCGUCUCGUGACUUUAAUGAAGCGCAUCCCCUUUCUUCCCCCCGUCUCGUGACUUUAAUGAAGCGCAUCCCCUUUCUUCCCCCCGUCUCGUGACUUUAAUGAAGCGCAUCCCCUUUCUCCCCCCCGUCUCGUGACUUUAAUGAAGCGCAUCCCCUUUCUUCCCCCCGUCUCGUUAAUGAAGUGCAUCCCCUUUCUUCCCCCCGUCUCGUGACUUUAAUGAAGCGCAUCCCCUUUCUUCCCCCCGUCUCGUGACUUUAAUGAAGCGCAUCCCCUUUCUUCCCCCCGUCUCGUUAAUGAAGCGCAUCCCCUUUCUUCCCCCCGUCUCGUUAAUGAAGCGCAUCCCCUUUCUUCCCCCCGUCUCGUGACUUUAAUGAAGCACAUCCCCUUUCCUCCCCCCCGUCUCGUUAAUGAAGCGCAUCUCCUUUCUUCCCCCAGUCUCGUUAAUGAAGCGCAUCUCCUUUCUUCCCCCCCCCCGUCUCAUUAAUGAAGCACAUCUCCUUUCUUCCCCCCCGUCUCAUUAAUGAAGCGCAUCCCCUUUCUUCCCCCCCGUCUCAUUAAUGAAGCGCAUCCCCUUUCUUCCCCCCUCGUCUCAUUAAUGAAGCGCAUCUCCUUUCUUCCCCCCCCGUCUCAUUAAUGAAGCACAUCUCCUUUCUUCCCCCCCGUCUCAUUAAUGAAGCACAUCUCCUUUCUUCCCCCCUGUCUCAUUAAUGAAGCGCAUCCCCUUUCUUCCCCCCUCGUCUCAUUAAUGAAGCGCAUCCCCUUUCUUCUCCCCCCCUCGUCUCAUUAAUGAAGCGCAUCCCCUUUCUUCCCCCCCUCGUCUCAUUAAUGAAGCGCAUCCCCUUUCUUCCCCCCCUCGUCUCAUUAAUGAAGCGCAUCCCCUUUCUUCCCCCCCUCGUCUCAUUAAUGAAGCGCAUCCCCUUUCUUCCCCCCCUCGUCUCGUUAAUGAAGCGCAUCCCCUUUCUCCCCCCCGUCUCGUUAAUGAAGCUCAUCCCCCACCCCCCCCCCCCCCCCCCCCCCCCCGUCUCGUUAAUGAAGUGCAUCCCCUUCUUUUGUCUGGUCCUCAUUUGCCACGCCCCUAUUGUUCUAAUCAAUUGACACAUAGCUGGGUCUUUUAAACCACAUCAGCAGCCCUAAACUAUCCCUCUUCUUUCUCUCUCAUUCACACCAGCCCCUCAGGCUGGCAGUUCUCUAGCCCCAGGUGACAUUUUUCCAGCUUUUGGCAGGUCUCAGACCAAGUUCAUGACUCUUCCCUUUUCUCAGAAUGAAGGACAAGUGAGAUUCACUUAACUCGUACAACCCCUUUUUAAAGUAGGCUAGUAGAUGAUACCUUCUUUGUUCAUGCUGAGUUCAGACCAGAAGGGAAUCUUUCAAACAAAGCUAGGAUCUCAUCGGUGUUUUCCUCACUUAUAUGUAUUCUCACACUUACAAAAAAAAGCCUGUCAAACGGUCUGGUCUUUGAUGAAGUCAUCUGGUGUAGCAGCUGCUGUGCCUAUCAGGGGAGAUGCAGUAUGUUGUAUUGAGUGGUUUUGAUUUCAUGGUGGUGGCUGAAUCAGCUAUGCUAAUUAACGCUAUCGCUACACACUCUCACCAGUAAAAGCUCCAAGUCUGUCUGUCACUUGACCUGUCAGUCGUUCAUACUGUCAGUCAGUUUGUUGUUCAAUCAAACCGUUAAAAAACAUGAUUGCCACUGUCAGUCAAUUGGUCAGUGGCGACAAGUUGGUAUAAUAACACCAGGCACCAGCAAACAAGUUAACUCCAACCUUCUCCUUGUUCUGUUUUUGUGUCGUACUAUCCAUCUACUCACUGGAUCAACCUUUAGAUCCAACUGUUUGCACCGGUGAGUUCCACCUCCCCCCUACAGCCCCCUUUAGUACUGUAUUGUACUGUACUCAGCUGUGUACUACUGCUCAAUGGUCCCAUCACUACUACAGUAGAUGAGGCAUUUCACCCACUGCAUGGUAAGACGUUGUCUACAUCAUUUACUCCAUGUUACCUACCUACCCCUCUCUGUUCUGUCCAUCACUAACCAGUCCCUCCAGGAUUUCGCAGGGAUUUUUUGUGAAAUUUGCAGGGCAAAAUUCUUGAUUUUGCUGCGGCAAUUCUGACAUUUUGCAUGGCAAUAUGCAAUGAUUUUGUCAGAUUUGUCGCAAAAAUGCAUUGACGAGUUUGUUGACGUGUGGCUUGAUUGAACCAUAUUAUGCGGUAAAUGUGCGGUGAUUGGUUGUAAUUGCGAGCACUCUUUUUGUUCUGUGUUCAUGGGUCAGUUCUAUGUGAUAAUAUUGCGAUGGUUUGACUGUUUUAUGUGGAAAUAGUGCGACGAUCGGUCAAAUUUUCAAGCCCUCGCAUAAUAUGCUGGGAAUUGUUGAUUUAGCUAAAAUAAUUACGGUCACGGAAUCCUGAAGAGGCUGACUAACCAGUGGGUAUGCCUCUCUCUCUGAAUCUACUACCUACCUGUCAAGUUCCAUCCUCCUAUUACUUAUCUUACUGACUGUUUUAGUGUCGUGCUGUCCAUAUUUGCACAUGUACAGUAUUUCUACUACAAGUUCUAUGGUGCUUUGCUCCUCUUAGUAUUUGAAUGGAGGGAUGUUUUCAGCUUCAGUUAAACCCCCCCCCCCUCUCUCUCUCUCUCUUCUCUUGGGGGGUUUUUUAAAUUUCCCAAAAAAAUUUUUUUUUUUUUAAAAAAAAAUUUUUUUCCCCCUUUUUUUUUUUGGAAAAAGUUUUGGGAAUUUUUUAAAAAAAAAAAAAAAAAACAAGGGGUUUUAAUUUUUUUUUUUUUUGGGUUUAUUAAAAAAAAAGGGUUUUUUUUUUUUUGGGGUUUUUCCAAUCCCCCUUUUUUCCCCCCAAAAAAGGGGUUUUUUAAAAAAAACCCCCCUUAAAUUUUUUAAGGGGGAAAAAAGGGGUACCCUUUAAAUUUAAAAAAAUUUUUUUAAAAAAAAAAAAAGGGAAAGGGGGGGGAAAAAAAAAAAAAAGGGGGGGGGGGGGGGGAAAAAGGGUUUUGGGUUUAAUUUUUUUUAAAAAGGGGGGGAAAAAAAAGGGGGGGGGAAGGGGGGGUUUUUUGGGGGGGGAAUUUUUUAAACUUUUUUUUUUUUGGGGGGGGGUUUUUGGGUGGGGGGGGGGGGAAAAGGGGGGGGUUUUUUUUGGGGGGUUUUUUUAAGGAAAAAUUUUUUGGGGGGGGGGGGGGGGGGGUUUUAAAAAAAAAGGGGGGGGGGGAGGGGAAAAUUGGGGGGGGUUUUGGAAAAUUUGGGGGGUGGGGGGGGGGGGGGGGGGGAAAAAAAUUUGGGGGGGGGGAAAAAAAGGGGUUUUAAAAAAGGGGUGGGGGGUUUUUUUUUUUUUUUUUAAAAAAAUUUUCCUUUAAUUUAAAGGGGGGGGGGGGUUUUUUUGGGGGAAGUUUUAAAAAAUUUUUUUUUGGGGGGGGGAAAAGGGGGGAAAAAAUUUUUUUUUUAAAAAAAAAAAAGGGGCCCGGGGGGUUUUUUUAAAAAAAGGGGGGGGGGAAAAGGGGGGGGGGGGGGGGGAAAAAAAAAACCCCCCCCCCCCGGGGGGGCCCCCCUUUUUUCCCCCCCCUUUUUUUUUUUCCCCCCCGGGGGGGGGGGGGGGAAAAAAAGGGGGGGGUUUUCUUUUUUUUUUUGGGGGAAAAAUUUUUGAUUUUCUUUUUUUUUUAACUUUUUUUUUGGGGGGUUUUUUUUUUUUUUUUUUUUAAAAUUGGGGGGGGGGUUUUUUUGGGGUUGGCCCCGGGGGGCCCGGGGGGGGAAAAAAAAAGGGGGGGGGGGGGGGGGCGGCGGGGGGCCCCCCCUUUUUUUCCCCUUUUUUUUUUCCCCCGGGCCGGGGGGGGGUUUUUCCCCUGGGGGGGGAAAAAAAAAAAAAAAUUUUUUUUUUUUUCCCCCUUUUUUUUUGGGGGUUUCUUCUCUCCCCUUCUUUUUUUUCUCUUUUCCCUUUUUCUUUUCUCUUUUUUUUUUGGGGGGGCCCCCCCUUCCCUUUUUUUUCCCCCCCCUUUUUUUGGGCCCAAAAAAAAACCCUUAAAAUGUUUUUAAAAAAAUUUUUUUUUUUCCCCCCCCCAAAAAAGGCUUUUUUUUUUUUUUUCCCAUUGGGGGUUUCUAAAAAAAAAUUUUUUUUUUUUUUUUAAAAAAUUUUCCCCAAAUUUAAACCCAAUUUUUUUUUAAAAAACCCCCCUUUUUUAAAAAAAAAAAUUUUUUUUUAAAAAAAAAUUUUUUCUUGGGGGGAAAAAAAAACCCCUUUUUAAACAACCCGGGGUUUUUGCCCAAAAAUUUUUUUUUAAAAAAAUUUUUUUUUUUUUUUUGGGGGGGGGUUUUUUUUUCCCCCAACCCUUUUUUGGGGUUUAAAACCCCCAAACCCCUUUUUUAAAAAAAUUAAGCCCCAAAACCCAAAAAAAAUUUUUUUUCCCCCCCCGGGGGUUUAAACCAAAAACCCCCCCUUGGGGGGGGUUUUGGGAAAAAAAAUUUUUUUUGGGGGUUGGGGGGAAAAAAGGGGGUUUUGGCCCCUUUUUUUUUUUUUUAAUUUUUUGGUUUAAAAAAACCGGAAAACCGGGGUUUUUUUUUUUUAAUUUUGGGUUUCCCUUUUUUUCCCCCAAAAAAAAAAAAAACCCCCCCCCCCCCCCCAAAAAAAAAAAAAACCCCUUUUUUUCCCCCCUUUUUCCCCCCCCCCCCUUUUUCCCCCAAAAAACAAAAUUUAAAAAAAAAAAAUUUAACCAUUUUUUUCCCCCCCCCCUUUUCCUUUUCCCCGGGAAAAGGUUGGGGGAAGAACCAAAAGUUCCCAGGGGGCCCCCCCCCUUUAAAAAUUUUUUUUUAACCCCCCCUUUCUCUCCUUCCUCCAUAGACCCUGAGGAUGCCCCUGGGCCUGAGGUAUGCGUGUCCGUCAGAGAGCACGUGGAAGCUAGCUGUGUCGUCCCUGCUCAAGGUGCUGUCCACCGGGCUACCCGUGGCCCGUCAGCAUGCCUCCUCUGGGAGGUUUGACACUAUGUGGCCAGAGCUGGCCAACGCCUUCGAAGACUUCCUUUUCACCAAAAGGUAGGUACACCUUUUCUCAGAGAGUUCAUAAAAAAUAGGCGGAGUGAUUUCUACAUAUUGCGCCUUAAAAUAAAAACAUACCCAUGAGAUUUGACGCACCUGAAUGUUCCUCAGUCUGGGAAACGGGCAUUGAUUCAGUGUUGACAAUGGAUGGAGGAAUGGGGCUUGAUUAGCUGUAAAUCAAUAGCUCAUCAAUUGCAUUUCUGUUUCUGUUUUACAGCACACCUCCAGACAAUGUGUCCAUCCAGGAGUUCCAGAAGAAUGAAGCCAUUGACGUUGAGGUAAAACAUGACUGACUGAACACACUUAAACCAAUCUUUGAAUUGUAUUACUGCCUUUAUACCUGCCAAUCCCUGAGGUCUGUGUGUGGCCUCUCUCUGUAGGUGGUGCAGCUGAUCAGCACAGAGAUCUUGCCGUUUGCCAUCUUCAUACCCAAAGACUUUGUUGGCCAGAUGAUGGCCAUGCUCAAUAAAGGAUCCAUUCACUCACAGUCCUCCUCAUUUACAGGUAAGGAAAGAACACCAACUCCUAUUCCAGUACCUUUUGCUUUUCCACUAACGACAUGUUAACACAUGCCAUACACUUCUGUUGGUCACAAUGUAUCAUUUCAACAGCCUGGAUUUUCCUUUUAAAAAUGAAUCUAUAAUCAACUAUGUAUUUUCUAGCAUCACCUCUGAAACCAAAUGUUUCUCAUUCUAGUUAUUUAGCAGAUGCUCUUAUAUCACAGUGACUUACAAUAAAGGCAUUCAAAUAGGUAUGACAACCACAUCACAAUCUUUGCAAAUACAACCAUAUUUCCCUUCACAGAGGCAGAGAUAGACGUGCGGAUGCGGGAGGAGUUCUCCAAAGUGUGUUUUGAGACGCUGCUCCAGUUCUCCUUCAGUAACAAGGUGUCCACACCCCAGGAAGGCUACAUCUCCCGCAUGGCCCUCUCUGUGCUCCUCAAGAGGUCCCAAGACGUGUUGAGGCGCUACGUGGACGAUGAGAGGCUGAGUGGACGCUGCCCGCUGCCCAGGUGA